AUGCUAUCCGUUUGCCGUGAACGAGUGAUUCACAUUGCCAGGAGCCGAUUCGUCGCCACAACGGAUGACACACGAGAUUCGUCUCAAAUUUGCGGUCCUCACGCAAAAACUUUGCCAGUGCACGCUCUUUGGCAGAGCAUUACAAGCCCAACGAUGCGGCUUGAUUUCAAGGCCCGUCUCGUACUGUUGUUUGCCCUCGUCGGUGCAUUAGCUAUCUACUACGUCAACCGAGAGGGCGUUGCGGCCGAGCAUCCACACGGGCAGGAUGUGGACCUGGUCUCUCCCAUAAAUUCGCACCAGCAACGUAUAUUCGAACAGUACUAUCCAUCGCCGCGAAAUCGUUCUCGGCAUCCAAAAUAUGGGAACAGCAAUCUGAACGAUGCUUAUUCCGAUGCGCCGCUUGGCGAGGACGUCAUUUACAUUUAUAAGGCUUUUUAUGAUACCAGGGACCCUGCUGGCCCUCGAAUCCGAGUAAUCCUAACCGCGAACUGCGCCACACUGGCAUCAGGUGAUGUGGUUAUAGAAUUAAGGAUCGCUAACAAAUCCAUCGGAAUCGGCUGGGUGAGACUUCCAUUUGAGGGUGCCCUAACCAGCUGCUUGGGUGAUGAUUGCCCCUAUCACCAUUAUGACAUUGCCUCGGAAGCCUAUGAAGGAGCUAUUCCCGAGACGGUCACCUUCCACCGGGAUGAUUUUAUUGCCGAAAUCCCGAUCGAGCGAUCACCGGCAGAAUAUAGCGACGAUAUCUCGGCUUGCCUCGGCGGCAUGCACUGGUACAACGACUGGCCGCGCCUAAUAUUUUACGUGGAAAUGGUUCGCCGUAACGGCAUCUCACGAAUUCUUGUGCCCUGGCAACAGAAAGGGAUCAUCGACCUGCACCCAUGGCCGCUCAUGCCUUUUGGCAAAAAACACGACCCAAACAAGCUAGUCUUCUACAACGCACAGUGGCUGCUAACUCAAUACUGCAAUUUCUGGACGAAGAGCAAGUACACUUACCUCUCUGACGUUGAUGAGAUGUUGUAUGUAAGGGAUCGUAACUGGACGCUGUACGAGUUAUUAGAAAGCUGGUCGCGGAAUGCUUCAGAUCUUGGUGGCUUCAAUUUCCCCCAUACUCCAUUGUCGCUGGAUCUGGCCCAGGAACCGUUUGAUUACGAAAAAUUCUUGGAAUUGGAGCCUUUGAGAAUGCGGCCACGAACCGUUGUGGAUGACUGGAGAUUUCCAAAGUCCGUAUGGAUCACCGAACACACGAUGGUGUCAUGGGUGCACUACGCGACCGAAUUUUUCGCCGACAAAAGGAACUAUGACAUCCCGGCCGAAGAGGCUCUGGACCUGCACAUGCGCAACGACUUCAUCGGCAGGAACUAUACUGACCUGUACCCGGACGUGCAGAUCUUUUCCGAGGAGGAGGUCGAGGGGGAACUGUCCAGGAUCCGCGGAAUCAUCCGGGAAAUUUUUCGCGACUUGAGGCCGAAUUAUCGCACCCCGGCAGUGCACGCAGCGAUGGAGAAACCAGGGAAACCGUGCGACGACUCUGGGGUGGGCUGCUGGGAGUUACUCUCCAGGGUCGACGACUGGAUCUACGCGUCACCAACGCCGGAAAGCUUUUACAUUCCGGUU
Molecule: messenger RNA, 1614 nt
Organism: Mesorhabditis spiculigera
Lineage: Eukaryota; Metazoa; Nematoda; Chromadorea; Rhabditida; Rhabditidae
Source: the annotation of a GenBank genome assembly